Molecule: messenger RNA, 1826 nt
Organism: Culex pipiens pallens (northern house mosquito)
Lineage: Eukaryota; Metazoa; Arthropoda; Insecta; Diptera; Culicidae
Product: protein transport protein Sec61 subunit alpha-like
Exons: 3
Coding region: 241-1671 (476 amino acids)
Biological process (GO): post-translational protein targeting to membrane, translocation; SRP-dependent cotranslational protein targeting to membrane, translocation
Cellular component (GO): membrane; Sec61 translocon complex
Molecular function (GO): transmembrane protein transporter activity; ribosome binding; signal sequence receptor activity
Source: RefSeq, a predicted model, not a curated record
UGCUCCUCUGGACUUUCUUCAUUGACAGUCUCGGCCUGCCACACACGCCAGCACUCAUUCAUUUCGAAAAGGUUGCCGUCACCGGACACAUCGGCAAAAUCUGUGGUCGGGUCCAAGCAGGCCGUGGAGGCGUGGAAAAUUUUUAAGCUGGUGAAAAGUGGAAAGUUUUGGUUUGGGGAAAAGUGAAAAUUUCCCGUUUUUCUUUGCUGACGAAGAAGAAAAAGCACAUUUCUGGGCGAAAUGGGGAUUAAAUUUCUGGAGAUUAUCAAACCGUUCUGCAGUAUCCUGCCGGAGAUUGCGAAACCGGAGCGGAAGAUCCAGUUCCGGGAGAAGGUGCUAUGGACGGCCAUCACGUUGUUCAUUUUCCUGGUAUGCUGCCAGAUCCCGUUGUUCGGAAUCAUGAGCUCGGAUUCGGCGGAUCCGUUUUACUGGAUUCGUGUCAUUUUGGCGUCCAAUCGAGGAACGUUGAUGGAACUGGGUAUUUCUCCGAUUGUGACUUCCGGCCUGAUUAUGCAGCUGUUGGCUGGAGCUAAGAUUAUUGAGGUUGGUGACACCCCGAAGGAUCGUGCCCUGUUCAACGGAGCGCAGAAACUGUUCGGAAUGGUCAUUACGAUUGGCCAGGCCAUUGUCUACGUCAUGACCGGAAUGUAUGGCGAUCCGGCGGAGAUUGGUGCCGGCGUGUGUCUCCUGAUCAUCAUCCAGCUGUUUGUGGCCGGAUUGAUUGUGCUGCUGCUCGACGAACUGCUCCAGAAGGGUUACGGCCUUGGGUCCGGAAUCUCGCUCUUUAUCGCCACCAACAUCUGCGAAACCAUCGUGUGGAAGGCGUUCUCGCCGGCCACCGUCAACACCGGACGCGGAACCGAGUUCGAGGGAGCCGUGAUUGCGCUGUUCCACCUGUUGGCCACCCGCCAGGAUAAGGUCCGCGGUCUGCGCGAGGCCUUCUACCGCCAGAACCUGCCCAACCUGAUGAACCUGCUCGCGACCGUGCUCGUCUUUGCGGUGGUCAUAUACUUCCAGGGCUUCCGAGUGGACCUACCGAUCAAGUCGGCCCGCUACCGCGGCCAGUACAGCAGCUACCCGAUCAAGCUCUUCUACACCAGCAACAUCCCGAUCAUCCUGCAGUCCGCCCUGGUCUCCAACCUUUACGUCAUUUCUCAGAUGUUGGCGGUCAAAUUCCACGGCAACUUCAUCGUCAACCUGCUCGGAACCUGGGCCGACGUCAGCGGCGGUGGCCCCGCCCGCGCCUACCCCAUCGGCGGCCUCUGCUACUACCUGUCCCCACCCGAAUCCCUCUCCCACAUCGCCACCGAUCCGAUCCACGCCCUGCUCUACAUCUGCUUCAUGCUCGGCUCGUGCGCCUUCUUCUCCAAGACCUGGAUCGACGUGUCCGGCAGCUCCGCCAAGGACGUCGCCAAGCAGCUCAAGGAGCAGCAGAUGAUCAUGCGCGGCCACCGCGAAAACUCCAUGAUCCACGAGCUCAACCGGUACAUCCCGACGGCGGCCGCCUUCGGAGGCCUCUGCAUCGGCGCCCUCUCCGUCAUCGCCGACUUUAUGGGCGCGAUCGGGUCCGGCACCGGUAUCCUGCUCGCCGUCACCAUCAUCUACCAGUACUUUGAGAUCUUCGUCAAGGAGCAGAGCGAAAUGGGCGGCAUGGGAACGCUUCUCUUCUAAGUUUUCACCCUCCCAGUUUUUCAUCGCUUCAAGAAUGUGUGCAUUUUUUAAUUGCAGCUAGGCGAAGUUUUUCAUACAGUAAUUUAUUAUAUUUCUGUUUAAAGAGAAAGCGCGAGCGAUAGUGUGUGCAAAACAAUUAUAACAUUAAAAACAAA